CACUACUACCAUAGGAGCAUGCACACGGGAAUUUAUCAGCCGACAUGUUCACACUGUCUCCUCAAGCCUUGACAUCUCGCCGCAAAGAUGAUUUCGCAACGGAGCCAGACGUCCGCUUCCAUUUUCCGUGCCACGCCUGAUGAAUACUGGCAAUAUGGUGUUGAGAAGCUAGUCACAUUUACAUGUUAGAGUAGGGAUUUCAUCUUGGUAUGAGACACUGCCAACCCAGAGUCUAUGAUCGCGGAUAUGUUUAUAAGGACCCACGGCAUGCUCUGCAUGAUAUUUGUACAACUCAACGAUCAUCAUGCUGCAUUUUUACCCAGCUAUGCGGUCCAAGACUGUUGUUGUGUCUCUGACACUCCUUGUACAUUACAUCACUGCGCUCCCAGCUGGGCCCGGAUAUUGGCCCAACGGCACAUAUUCUCCCACUUCCGAUUUUCAAACUGCUGCAGCCUACAGCUUGAUCGACACAUACGAUGCGAGCAACUGGCUAAACAAGUUUGAUGUUCAGGCUAUAGCUGAUCCUACACAUGGCUUCGUUGAAUACGUCAACGCACAACAAGCUCAACAGCUAGGUCUACUGAAGACGCAAGGAAAACAACUCUACAUGGGCGUGGACUCAACCUCAUUCCUGAACCCGCAAGGUCCAGGCCGCAAAAGCGUGCGUGUCCAAAGCAAAACAGCGUACAACCGCGCACUCGUCAUCGCCGACUUCGCCCACGUUCCUGGAAGUGCCUGCGGGUCAUGGCCAGCUUUCUGGAUGGUCGGCCCCAACUGGCCCAACCAGGGUGAAAUCGACAUCUACGAAGGCGUGCACCAGAACACAUACAACCAAGCCACCCUCCACACCUCACCAGGCUGCACCCCCACCGUCGGCGCCGGCGGCGAAACCGGCCACCGAGCCAGCAACGUCGACUGCGGCGCAGGCGGCGGCUACAACGGGUGCGGCGUGCAAUCCAGCGCCGCGACCUCCUACGGCACGGCCUUCAACGCCAACGGCGGCGGCGUUUACGCCACGCUCUGGACGAGCUCCGGCAUCAAGGUAUGGUACUUUGCGUCUCGAAACGUGCCGGCGAAUAUCCGCAGCGGGAACCCGAAUCCUGGCAACUGGGGCGCACCGAUGGCGAGCUUCGCGGGCUGUGAUUUCGACGCGAAGUUUAGGGACUUGAAUAUCGUGUUUGAUAUCUCGUUUUGUGGGGAUUGGGCUGGUGGGGUCUGGGGUCAGACGGCGUGCUCUCAGAUUAAUCCGAGCUGUAAUGCGUAUGUGGCGUCGCAGCCGCAGUCGUUUGGUGAUAGCUACUGGCUUGUCAACUCUGUGAAGGUGUACAGCGUUUGAAGCCAUGUUGAUGGUGGUGGUGGUAUAUGGAUUUCGGUUUGUGUAUAUAUUCGGCACAUGUUUUUCUUUUCCUUGUACAUACUCAGCAUGUUCCCCUUCUCUUUGCCAUUCAUGUAUAUACCGUCCUCUGUUUCGCCACUGUUCAUGUAAAUACCAUCUCUCUUCCACAUUCC
Molecule: messenger RNA, 1509 nt
Organism: Dothidotthia symphoricarpi CBS 119687
Lineage: Eukaryota; Fungi; Ascomycota; Dothideomycetes; Pleosporales; Dothidotthiaceae
Product: glycoside hydrolase family 16 protein
Exons: 6
Coding region: 305-1336 (343 amino acids)
Biological process (GO): glucan catabolic process
Molecular function (GO): hydrolase activity, hydrolyzing O-glycosyl compounds
Source: RefSeq, a predicted model, not a curated record